This is a messenger RNA of Lobosporangium transversale, 1003 nucleotides long. Its product is annotated as F-actin capping protein alpha-2 subunit. Lineage: Eukaryota; Fungi; Mortierellomycota; Mortierellomycetes; Mortierellales; Mortierellaceae. The transcript has 7 exons. Gene Ontology annotation, molecular function: actin filament binding. Bases 25 to 858 code for a protein of 277 amino acids. Gene Ontology annotation, cellular component: actin cortical patch; F-actin capping protein complex. Gene Ontology annotation, biological process: barbed-end actin filament capping; actin cytoskeleton organization. The record is from RefSeq and is a predicted model, not a curated record.
CUGACUCAUUCACAUUUAACGCAAAUGGCAACUGUUGAAGAAAAGAUUUCGAUUGCCUCGAGUUUCUUGAAAGCUGCCCCUCCAGGUGAAAUCAACGACGUAUUCAAUGAUGUUCGUGGGUUGGUUGGAGAUGAUGAAUUAUUAGAUGGAGGUAUCUUGAAUGCGCUUGAGGAAUACAACACCGAGGAAUUGGCUACUGUCGACGUACCUGGUAUCGAGGGGAAGGCUAUUGUUUCCAAGCACGGACAGAUUGAAAGCGAUCGAUUCUUACACCCAAAAACCAACAAAGUCUUUAAACUGGAUCACUUUCGUCAGGUUGCUUCAGAUGUUCAAGACCACACCGUAGACGAAGGGAUCGAAGAACUUCGCAAGACGAUUGAAAAGGAUACAGAAGAUUAUAUGGCUGACCGGUAUGCAGAAGGAGUCUCAGCUGUUUAUGGAUCCAAUGGCAAAAUUACAAUUGCAAUUGUCCAUAACAAGUACAGUCCAUCCAACUUCUGGAACGGACGGUGGAGAUCAAUUUGGCAGUUGGAGACAACAACGAGCCAAGUGAAGGGCACCUUGAAAUGCAAGGUCCAUUAUUAUGAAGAUGGAAAUGUUCAACUGGAGACAUCAAAAGAAAUCGACGAAAAGCUUUCCAAGACCUCAGCUGAUCCUAACACUGCUGUAUCAAGGGCAUUGCUAGAUCUAAUUGCUACAGCUGAAUUGAAGUAUCAGACCGCUUUGAACGAGAGUUACCACGAAAUGGCCGAGAACACGUUUAAUGGCCUUCGUCGUGCAUUGCCAAUGACACGCUCAAAGCUUGACUGGAACAAGAUUCUAACAUACCGUAUUGGAGCCGAGCUAUCUGCAAAAUAAGGAAUGAUAGAGAUUUAUUGAGUAUGGACUGGAAAAAGUGUAAUAGGAAUAAAAUUGAAACUGGAUUGUAGACAACAAGAGACCAUCAUUUAUGGCGAAAAUAAAUAAAAAGAGAGACAACAAGAUUUAUUCCCAAGCAUCUCUA